Oikopleura dioica is the source of this 702-nucleotide messenger RNA. The record is from the annotation of a GenBank genome assembly. NCBI's taxonomy places the organism in Eukaryota, Metazoa, Chordata, Appendicularia, Copelata, Oikopleuridae.
AUGCUCCAGUGGGCGAAAGAGAACUUAGAAAUAAAACGAAUCAAGUCAGCAGAUUUACCUAUAGAAGAUUUCCGCAACAGCGUCGACUUGGAAAACCCAACCCCUGCCCAGAUAGAAAACCUCAAAAACAUAACUUGUCAUUUCGCCACAAUCCGCCCCGGCGAUCUUCUUUACAUUCCAGCUCUUUGGUGGCAUCAAGUUUCUGCUCUGUCGCACGGACUUUCUAUUAACAUCUUCUGGGGCGAAAAAGGCGACAACAACUUUACGAAGAAGGUGCUUACCGAGCCGACACUGACUGCUUUCAAAUACUGGAUGUUGAACGUCGUCGAGCAAAAUAAGAAACAUUCUUCGUGGACGCGCAUUCUCGCUCGUUUCCCGAAAGUGCUCGAGAAUUUCUUGCUGAAGCAGUGGCACGAGUACCCCACCGACGAACAGAUCGAAACCAUCAAACGGUUCGUGAUGCAGCAUUUGAAGAUCACAAUACUGCCAGCUUUAGAAGCCAACCCGCCGAAAAAUCCGCCGCCGCUGAAGAUUCGGGGCUUGCUUCAUCGGGAUAGAGGACAAGGACAGGAGAAAAAGAAAAAAGCAGUACCACGAAAGCUGAAGAGGACCAAGGAAGAAAACCUAGCACUCGUGGCAAAGAAGAAAAAGUUUCAGUUAACUUAUUAUCAUGAGGACACCGACGACAGCGCUCCUCUCUAA